CUUCAAGUAACCUAAAUAAGUGUCCGUUUGUUUGAAAUUGUAAUAAUACGAAUUUAUUUCAACUAGCCUGUGAUAAUUUACAUUAUAAAUUAUUGGGUGCUAGUUUUUUAAUCAGAAAUAAUGGAAAAUUGUGUUUUCAAACAAAUUUGUUCAGAAGAGAACACUCCCUUUCGAAUACAUUUUACAAUUUUGGAGGCUGCAGCAACAGUUACUUUAUUGCAAAAUGAAAAUGCUUGGAAAUCUACAGUGUCCAAGGAAGACCUAAAGUAUUUUGCAACGGAAUACAAGCUAAAUCUUGAGGAGUAUUGUGUGAAACUGUUAGAUUGUAUAAGAGCGGGGGACCUCGAUAUAAUUUUCACUUUUAAAAAUAAUACAUUUUCUAUUAAUCGCCUCUUGAAAAAUUCGCUGAAAGUGAAAUUUUUUACAUGCAAAUUGGAGAAAGCUAAUUAUGUAGAACAAGUUGAACAAAUUAUGGAUAUGUUUUACGUGGAAAACACUCAAUUAUCGGAAAAAUUAAACGUUGUAAUGAAAGAAAAGGAUGAAAUUGAUAAACAUAAAGCGUGCUGUGAGCGAAAACUACAAGAAUUUAUCCAAAAAAAGCAGUCGGAUGAGGAAGAGCAGUUUGGCUACUUUUUAUCAAUUCUAAAUGAGAAGAAACUUCGCAUUCAACACUUGACUGAACUUUUGGAAGCAUUUAAGAACGGCAGACCUACAGUGAAUUCGCCAGUAAAUGUGAAAAACAAGAAACGAAAAAAUGACACAACUAAUCAGAGAACAUCAAGAAAACUAGAAACCAUAUCAGAAUCAGAAGCGUCAAACAGUUCAGACGUUGAUAACAAGACUGAUUCAGAAGAUGAUACUUCUAGCCAUGAAGAAGUCAAGAACUUUCUCCCUCUAGAAAGUAAACCUUCUACUUCCGCCCAAGAUUUUGAUUUUUUGAACGAUGAUAUUCCAAUGACUUGCACAUUGCCUAAAAGACUGAAACAAGAAAAAGCACCAAGUGAAGUUAUUGUAAAAACUGUUGGGGAAGCCUCAACACCACCAAAGACUGAGGCUGUAGAGCCCCCGAAAAAAGCUAAAAAGAAAGCAUCAAUUAAUAUAAGUACACAAGACCUUUUGGAUAUGUUGUAAGUGGUCACAUACGAAUUAAUCUUAAUGUAUUACUAUUGUAUUGUCUUAAAAUUCUAUAAAUAAGACCAAAGUUUAAUAAUGAAAAUAAAAUAAUUAUUCGGUU
This is a messenger RNA of Tribolium madens (black flour beetle), 1234 nucleotides long. RefSeq lists its product as uncharacterized. Gene Ontology annotation, cellular component: DNA ligase IV complex; DNA-dependent protein kinase-DNA ligase 4 complex; nucleus. The transcript is spliced from 4 exons. The record is from RefSeq and is a predicted model, not a curated record. Bases 121 to 1131 code for a protein of 336 amino acids. NCBI's taxonomy places the organism in Eukaryota, Metazoa, Arthropoda, Insecta, Coleoptera, Tenebrionidae. Gene Ontology annotation, biological process: double-strand break repair via nonhomologous end joining; positive regulation of ligase activity; DNA recombination. Gene Ontology annotation, molecular function: DNA binding.